Cuscuta europaea is the source of this 2653-nucleotide messenger RNA. The record is from the annotation of a GenBank genome assembly. NCBI's taxonomy places the organism in Eukaryota, Viridiplantae, Streptophyta, Magnoliopsida, Solanales, Convolvulaceae.
GAGAAAAUGCUAGAGCUCUUCGAAAUCUUUGUGAAUAGGGUGGGAAGUGAAAAUGUUGUUCAAGUGAUAUCAGACAAUGUGAAAAUGUCAAAGCUGGUAAGGAUUUAAUGGAGAAGUACCCCGCAAUGUAUUGGACUCCUUGUGCUGCUCAUGGCAUCAAUUUGAUGUUCAAGGAUAUAUUUGACCUUAAGCAUUUCCAGACAACCUACAAAAGAGCUCUCAAGCUGUCGAUCUACAUCCAUUCCAAAACGAAGUUGUUGAACUUGUUUAGAAAAUUCACCGGCAAGAGAGACUUGGUGAAAUUUGCUAAAACACGAUUUGCCACGGCUUUCUUGACAUUCAAAAGGUUGAAGGAGCACAAGAUGAAGUUGAUAAAACUUUUUAAUUAUGAAGAGUUCCUAACAACUAAUUACUCCAAGGAAGAGGCGGCAAAGGAGUGUGGCCGAAUUGUGCAAAUGCCAUCCUUUUGGAAUACACUUCAUGAGGCACUUAAAGUUGGAGGACCACUUAUGACGACACUUCGGUUGGUUGAUGGAGAUGUCAAACCGGCUAUGGGAUAUGUUUAUCCCGCAAUGGAGAUAACAAAAUCAGCAAUAGCCAAAGCCUUCAACAAUGACGAAACGAAGUGCAAGAGAGUGUUUGAGAUAAUUGAUACGAGAUGGACUUCUCAACUCCGUCAACCAUUGCACGCGGCUGCUUUCUUCUUGAAUCCGGAUUUCUUUCGAUUUCCAGGUGAGUCACCGGUGUCUUCUACCAUUAAUUCGGCUGAGGUGGUAGCAGGAUUUUAUGACUGUUUGGAGAGAUUGGUUCCAAAUGAAGAACUUCAAACGAAAAUCGCAAAUGAAGUGUCAACUUGGGAGCUAGGACAUGGAUUAUUUAGCAGCUCAUUUGCGAAGAGACAACGAGGUGUCAAGCCCCCAGUUGAUUGGUGGACAUCAUUUGGUGCUAGUGCUCCUCAUUUAAAGGAAUUUGCGAUCAAGAUUCUUAGUUUAACAACAAGUGCAUCAGGUUGUGAAAGGAAUUGGAGCGUAUUUGAACAUUUACAUUCAAAGAGGAGAAGUCGUCUAGAGUACAAGCGCCUCAAUGAUUUGGUUUUUGUUAAGUACAAUAGGGCAUUGAGGCGUCGGUGGGAAAUGCGUGACUCUAUCGAUCCAAUUUGUUUAGAAUAUAUAGACAUGGCAAAUGAAUGGUUGACGGGUACUCUUGAUGAUGCAAACGAAGAGUUGGUCUUUGAUGAUGGAGAUACUUUGACAUGGGGGGACGUUGCGAAGUUUUCCGGUGUACAUGAUACACCAUAUUCUCUAAGAUGCAAUUCAAAAGGGAAAGAAAAAGUGGGAACUUCCAAGUCCAAGGAAAAAGCCUCCACCCAUAGGCUUGUUGAUGAAGAUGAGGAAGAAGAUGAAGAAGAUGUUGGGGUGUAUAAUGAUGAUAGUGAUGACUUCGAUGCUUUGGUUAUGGAUGAAGAAGAAGGGAACAUUCAUGUGGAGGAUGACAUUAUGGAGUGAUAAUGCUUCGUACAGUUGAUUUUAUGACAUUAUUAUGACAUUGUGUGAUGGAUAUUUUCUACCUUUAUGUCGCAUUAUUAGUACUAUUAUGAGUAUUAUGACUAUUGAUGUGUUUUUGACUUAAAUAUGCAUUGGAAUAUUUUAUAUUUGUAUUUUUCUAUAGCCAUCGUUUUUUGUGUAAAAGCGACGCUUCGCUUAGCGCUUUCGCUUUUUAUAAAAGCUCUAAGUUCUCGCUUUUGGUCGCUUUUCGCUUAAAAUAAGUUUGGGUUACCUGUCAUGUGAUUCGCAGCUCCAGAGUCAACCACUCAUUUACAUGACGGCAAUAAGGGACAUGUGUUUACAUGACGUGAAUUAGCACUAGAGGCAAUGAAAGACAUGCGUGUACUAGAUUUCUGGUGGUACUUGGAUAUUUCAAAUGCUAAUGAUAGUGACAAGAACGGCAUAUUUUUUAUGAAGUAAAAGUGAUAAAAUAACAGGGAAGGACAGCUUGUAACGUGCAAGAAUGCACACAGUAAAGAUCAUGAUGGCAGUAGUGAAAGUGAACUCACUAUUCACGAUCACAGUGUUUGUGGGCCUAGCUAUGACUGCUCGAGCAGAGGAGCUUGGAGGAGAUGACGUCAUAUCACACAGGGAGUGAAGAAGCUUCUAGUCUUCGAGUGAUAUGUUUCAGCUUCUUCAUUUUCUCUUCGCUAGUGGCCCAAAGGCUAAAACUGAAACGACAAAAUUGAAACUAGGAAAACAAGGAAGCCAACUCCACAGGAAGGGAAUAUGAGCUAAGGUGAACCGAUGGCAACCAUCCAAUUGAAAUCCCAGCCACCUAUUGAGCGUAUGCAAGACAGGCAGCAGGUUCCAGCAGCAUGUGUGGGUCACUUCCAUCAAUAAAUGGUAUGAUGAUUUGACUGGGACUCGAACGCUUCUUAGGUUUGAAAAAGGCCCUUUGUUUCUUGGAUUUGGGAGGACGACUAAAAUGGAUAAAAACGGGGAUCCAAUCCAUAGAACUUGCAAUUUGACUCGGCAAUCCUAUGCAAUUGCAGUAUUUUGCGAAACUAAUAACAAUCCAGAUCACUAACCCUGUGGUGGAAAACAUGGGAUCAUGCGAUCAUAGGAUCUCGAGGGCGAUCCUAAAAACCGUUUAAGUUCUGAUGAAG